AUGUAUGAUGAGAAUAUGAGACGAUUUGAGCAUUUGAAUUACAGCAUGACACACUUGGGCGCAUCGGGACUUCAUACCACUCAAUAUAUCAUUAUCGGCGGCGGAACACUGGAUUUACGCUGGACUUUGGAUCCAUCACACGGCGUUUUAUCGGGGAUUUCGCAAACAUCAUUGAUAGCACUUUAUUCGGAUCACGAUACUGGCCUGCAUACGAGGACAUUGGCGCGCAUUAGCAAAGGCGCGCUUGGGAUACACUUUAUUCGCGGACGACUUCUCUCCGCAAUGCUACAUACAAAGGAUCGCUACGCAGCAGGUAUACCUGGCGGUGGAAAACUUAAAAGACCGCUCACUUCACAACGUAUGCUUCUGACACUGGGUUGGAUUCAUCGUGUUUUCGUUUGUCUCGCAGCAACAUCACUUCUCGAUGUAUUGGGUAUACAGCAUGGAUGGAGGGUUAGGCAUGCACGGCUUUUGCUGGACAUGAAGUCUGCAGGCAUGCAACUUCCAACGAUUAUGGCAUAUUCGCAGAAGGAGCGGAGCGAGUAG
Pseudocercospora fijiensis CIRAD86 is the source of this 546-nucleotide messenger RNA. RefSeq lists its product as uncharacterized. The coding region runs from base 1 to 546 and encodes 181 amino acids. The record is from RefSeq and is a predicted model, not a curated record. The transcript has 2 exons. NCBI's taxonomy places the organism in Eukaryota, Fungi, Ascomycota, Dothideomycetes, Mycosphaerellales, Mycosphaerellaceae.